Effrenium voratum is the source of this 315-nucleotide messenger RNA. The record is from the annotation of a GenBank genome assembly. NCBI's taxonomy places the organism in Eukaryota, Dinophyceae, Suessiales, Symbiodiniaceae.
AUGGCGACGGCCAAGCCGGCCCUCCCGGGGCGCCUCAACGAGAUCAAGACGGUGGAUGCGGAUCAGAAGGUUUGGGCAGAGUCCAAAGCGAGGCAAACCUACAGGAAGUCGGUGUUGGCCGCGCAAUCCAGCAAGGGCAGCAGCGACAGCGAGGAUGCUCCAGCGCCGGCGCGCGGUAGCAGCAGCAAGGGGAAAGAGGCGACCGAGGCCUCGCCGGAGGAAGGAUCGAAGAGCCGCGGAAGCUCGCGGGAGGAGGCGGCACCACGGCUUUCAACGGCCAGCCGCACGCGAUCGCCUUCUGCCUCUGGGUCGUGA